CGUAACUUCCGGCUGGUUUUCUGUGGGCGGGGUUCGCGCUGUGUGUGAACUCGAGUGGAAAUGGCUUGCGCCGCUGCACGGUCUCCGGCAGACCAAGACAGGUUUAUUUGUAUAUAUCCUGCUUACUUAAAUAACAAGAAGACCAUCGCGGAGGGAAGGAGGAUCCCCAUAAGUAAGGCUGUUGAAAAUCCUACAGCUACAGAGAUUCAAGAUGUAUGCUCAGCAGUUGGACUUAAUGUGUUUGUUGAGAAAAAUAAAAUGUACUCUAGAGAAUGGAAUCGUGAUGCUCAAUACAGAGGCAGAGUCCGGGUCCAGCUCAGACAGGAAGACGGCAGCCUCUGUCUUGUACAGUUCCCAUCACGUUAAAAACCUCUGAGAAUGUGAUGAAACUUUUUCUGAGCAUUUUAUAAACUUCUGAAAGACCAUCACUGCUCCCAGGUUAAAAGUAUAAAAGUUAAUAAAUGGAUAAUGUUAGUAGUUAUUCCAGAUCUUAUUUCUCUCAUUAAUAAAUCUAAAGAGCAAGAUUGAGUGAACAAAGAGAUAUUCAUAGUAUGGCAUCACUCAGGUAAAUUUAAAGAUAAAAUAUUGCAGUUUAUUGAAGAUGAAUAUGUAUGUUGCUUGUAGAAAUGUUUUUACAAUACACUGGAGGGACUGGGUUGUGGCUCAAAGGUAGAGUGCUUGCCUGGCAUGUGUGAGGCACUAGAUUCAAUUCUCAGCACCACAUAAAAAUAAAUAAACAAAUAAAGGUCCAUUGACAGCUAAAAAAAUGUAUUAAAAAAUGUACUGGAAAGAGCCCACGUUUAAAACUGUGAGCAGUGGGAGUCGGGAGUGGAGACCUCAAGGGACUAUUAGCAUCAUGUCCAAUACUUUAUUUUUUGAAAAACAAAACAAAACAAACUAGACACCAGUAUAACAAAAUAUUAGUUCUAGGUAUUGGUAAGGUAAGUGUUUAUAUGUUAUUUAUUUUUUUGAAAUUUUUUUAGUUUUAAAACAUACAUUUUAAUUUGAAGAAACAGCUGUUUAUUUUUUUUUCCUUCAGUUUAAUUAAACUGUUUAAUUCAACUAAAUACACUUUGGCAGGCAAAUUGACAGUGUGAUUGUUUUUAGUCAAAUUCAGAUAGAUUAGUUCUCAUAAACCAAAUUCUGUCAAGAUUGGUAGGUAUUGCUACAUAUUUAAGAUUCUGACUCAAAUGUGACAGAUAAUACAUUCUGAUGUAUUAUUUUCUUCUCUGUGACAUUUUCUUAUACUGUCUCAAAAGACCAAAAGCAAAAAUAGUUUUUGAUUUGAAAAUGGAGGUAAAAGUUGUGAUUGAGAAAAAGGUUGCUUGUGGUUUCUAAUUAGAAAAUAGUAAGUCACUAAAAAGAGCAAAACUGAGGAGCUUGGUUUUUUGGAGUAGGGAAAGUACCUGGUUGGAGUGGGCAUAGCAGUGGUGCAUUUAUGCAUACAUCGUCUGGGCAUGUGAGGAAGAUCUGUUCAGCUUAAUAACAUUUGGUUUUUUGUUAAAAGGCUGAGAGACCCUGUGUCUUUAGAAGCUUAGGUUACAAUGGUAGUCUGACUCUUGUCUCCAGUUUGUUAUAUUUACAUAUAUUCUUCAUUGAUCUUUCAGCCAAUUACUAGAACCAAGACCAUAAUUUUUUUGU
This is a messenger RNA of Sciurus carolinensis (gray squirrel), 1641 nucleotides long. It is a transcript of the gene Srp19, whose product is annotated as signal recognition particle 19. The transcript is spliced from 5 exons. Lineage: Eukaryota; Metazoa; Chordata; Mammalia; Rodentia; Sciuridae. Gene Ontology annotation, biological process: SRP-dependent cotranslational protein targeting to membrane; SRP-dependent cotranslational protein targeting to membrane, signal sequence recognition. Gene Ontology annotation, cellular component: signal recognition particle, endoplasmic reticulum targeting. Bases 61 to 366 code for a protein of 101 amino acids. Gene Ontology annotation, molecular function: 7S RNA binding. The record is from RefSeq and is a predicted model, not a curated record.